Molecule: messenger RNA, 4431 nt
Organism: Nothobranchius furzeri (turquoise killifish)
Lineage: Eukaryota; Metazoa; Chordata; Actinopteri; Cyprinodontiformes; Nothobranchiidae
Source: RefSeq, a predicted model, not a curated record
AUGGAUGCUGAAGCUGGUAUCAUCUGCACACCGAGAGGGAGGGAGAGGAAGAAGGACGUCAGAAAAAGCUCUGCUUCUAACAACAUCACUGUUCAAAGUGUGCUGUGCAGAGAUGCCUGUGACGUCCUGAUAUCUCAGGACCUGAUGGAUAGCACACACCCUUCCACAGUGCUAAGCAAGCUUAAUGAGCAGCGCUCACAAGGUCUUUUCUGUGAUGUCACCAUUGUAGUGGAGGAUGUGAAGUUUCGGGCCCACAAGAACGUCCUCGCAGCAUGCAGUGGAUACUUCAAGAAUGCUUUGACAAGUUCAGACACAUGCAGCUCAGGUCAAGUGCUUGAGCUUACAGACCUAAAGUCUGAAGUGUUUGCCAACAUCCUCAACUUUAUAUACUGCUCAAAGGUGACAUCACUUAGUGGACAGGACACCGGAGGGCUUAUAGCAGCUGGGAAAAGACUUGGAAUUCCCUUUUUGGAGAAGUUCACAGAAGAAGAAAAGCUAGAUGAGUGUGUCGUGUCUGAAGACUUUUGCACAGCCCUUGGGUCAACAAAAACCAAGAAGGAAGCAUCUAGACCUGAAGAGACAGACAGUACCAGAGGGCCUCGUAUUACUAAUGCCUUCUCUAUUAAUGAAGUGUGUCUUGGCAACAAUGCCUUCACUCCUCUGGUUCAAAACAAUAAAGAGCAGCAGUCUCCAGACGUGGGACAGCUACCGACAUCCAGCAUCAAUGGGAACAAUGAGAAUAUGCAUACCCUCUCUGAACACUCAUACGCUGUAAACAAAUCCUCUGAAGGAAAAGACAGCAGUCAGUGGGACAAGAAGAUCUGCAAGCCUGUAUUACAGUCAAAGCAACUCCUUUACAGGAACACAGGCCCACUUAAAAAAAGACACAGAUUGAGAAGCAUUUUAGGGAGAAAUAUACUUCCAAGGCCAGCAGAGCUACAAACUGAUAAACGAAGCACAGGAGCCCAUGAAAUAUCUAAUGGUGGACUUCUAACUACCAUGGCCCCACCCCCACUUUUUUCAGAGGCAGAAACAGAGAAAGUAACAGACACAGGGCUACCUGCAACCACUGAUAAUAGAGAAAUGGAGUUAGGUCCACCACCCCUGCCCCCUCACACAGAGAGCAUAUCAAUUUAUAGCUGUGACCAGUGUCCAGAGUUAUUUUCCAGUAAAGCUCUUCUUACCAUUCAUUCAGAGGUCCAUAAAAAACGUUUUGUUAGUCAUUUGUUUUGCAAGUUUUGUCGCAGAAAAUUUAUACACCUUAAACGGCUUCACAACCAUGAGCAGGUUUGCCCAAAAGUCUCACAAGGCUCACCCAAGCUGCAUCCCAGGGAUUUAUCAGCCAAAGACAUGGACCAACAGUCAGAUGACAGGCCAGAAAUGGAUGGCACUUUGACUCAGCUUCCUUCUCCAGACCUCUCUAACCCUUCUGCAGAUCUCCCUAGUCCAUCUGCAGACCUACCUAACCCUUCCGAAGACCCAUCUAACCCUCAUAUGCCAGAUACUAUUAAACUUGACCAACCAGGGCAUCUGCAGAAGGAAAAGACAGUGAGGCCAAGUGUUGGACAGAGGAGAUACAACUGCAGGGUGUGUAAACGGGUUUACGUCACCCUAUCUAGCUUGAAGCGACAUGAGAAUGUGCAUUCUUGGCAGAGGGCCUACCCCUGUCAUUACUGUAAUAAAGUAUUUGCUUUGGCUGAGUAUCGUACAAAGCAUGAAAUUUGGCACACAGGUGAACGUCGUUAUCAGUGCAUUUUCUGCCUGGAGACAUUCAUGACAUAUUAUAUCUUGAAAAACCAUCAGAAGUCCUUUCAUGGCAUUGAUCCUAAUCUGUCUGUUAGAAAAAAAUCUGCCAGCGGUGGGCUGAAAGCCAGUGUUUAUCCGAUCAAGCUCUACAGGCUUCUGCCCAUGAAGUUUAGAAAAAGACAAUACAAGACGUACAGCCAGACAUUCGGCGAAAGAGGGGAUCCAUCCUCACUGGAAAACGAUUCUCUUAUUCCUCCAUUUGAAGAAAAUGGUCUCAUCAGCAGCCCUGACACUACUACUUUCCCUCUAACAUUCAUGGCAACGACAAAGAUCAUGUCCUCUGUCGUGCCUCGCAUCUACUUUGACAAACCAUGCGACCAAGAUACGGUCCAAACUCCGAACAGUGAUUUGGAAAUGAGGGGAAGCACAAGACGAGUGGGUGAAGACAAGGAUCCACUUUUUCACAGCCAUGACAGUGUCUUUGUUGUGCAGCCAAAUUCUGAGUCAUCUAUAGGUUACAAUGAUGAUCCACCGAUGCUAAUCAACACAGACCACAUUAGUAAUAAUGUACCAUUCCUAAAUUCUCUGAGCACUGUUAAAAAGUUAGGUGAGCUGUCAGCUUCUGCAAAAAGAGUUGAAGAGAUGACCAAGGAGAUACUUCAAUCAAGCAGAGAGAGACUGAGGUGUAAUAAAGUGAUAGGGACAAAAACAGAGACAUAUAUUGCCAAACCUGCAUGUCAGGGUCCUUCUUUGGAAAAUGACUCCAUGCCACUGUGUCAGAUAACAGUGAAAAUCGGAAAUGAGGCCAUUAUUCGUCGCAAAGUCAAAGGAUCUAAACUCUUUCGCAGGAAGACAAGGAAAACAAGGAUUAAUGAGCAGAGUCCAAACCAUUGCACUCCAUCAAGGGAACACUCAGAGAGUCCCAGACGUCGCUUUAGACAAGACGUUUCUGCCUCCAAAGAGCCAGAGAUAUAUGAGGACACCAAUGACUGUGACACAGCUGAUCAGCUUUGGCGUCCCUACUAUUCUUACAAAGUCAAAAAGAAAAGAAAGAAACACAGAUACAAGCACAGAGAAGAUUUGCUUUAUCAGUUUCCUGAAUCUGUAGAAAGAAUUGCUGCCGGUUCAGCCCAUCUUGAUAGGACAAAUUUUCUAGCAGAGGAGAGCAACUCAGGAAGUAAUGCAGGGGUGAAACAUGGUCUCAGUAGGGACUUCAACCCCAGGGCCAACUAUAACUGUGACAUCUGUGACAGCUCUUUCAUCACUGAGACCGGACUGAGAGCUCAUGUGAUUGGUUCCCACCCAUACUUCUGCCGAACUUGUGGCAAGCAAGGUCCUCCUGGUGAGGCACCUUCUAGUGGCGACUACAUUUGCAAAAGCUGCAUGGAGAAUGGCUCCUGCUUUGACAACACGCCCCGAAGCCCCAACCCAGAGAAAAAAUACCGCUGCUCCUUCUGUCCCCAGAGGUUUUUGUAUCUCGCCACCAAGAGAAGUCAUGAGAAAAGGCACCAAGCAGAAAAAGAGGAAAGUUGCAAAUAUGAUGCCAUCACAUCAAGUUCUAAGUACUCAGCACACACAAAGAAAGACAAUGAACAAGGUGCCACCAAAGUAGAGGACAGGGACAAUGAAGAGGACAUUUACAUUAAACACGAAACCACAGAAGACGAAAAAUUUCCAUCUGAUAAUAUACUUAAAACCAAGGAGGCAACUGACCAAACAUCUUUGACCAUCUAUCCAGACGUGUCACUUUCUAGAAUUAAAGGUCCAUUAUCACCGAGAUUGGAUUCACCGCCUGAUUUGACAUUCUCCUCAAAGAUCAAGCAUAAAGCAAUGAAAAGGAAGACAAACACACAUCAUUCUGUGUUUUUAAAACAGCAGGACAGUGACAGAGACAAUGACAGCAACAAGACAAUGUCAAUGGGACCUAGAAAACACAGUUGUGGAAAUUCUAGCAAAACAUUUGGGAGGAAUGAUUCUGAACCUAAAAGUACGCAAUUUUCAAUGCACAAAGUAAACAAACUGGUAUUCAAAGAUGAGCCCUUUUACUAAGAUAUUUAGAACUAAAACCAACAAACAAGAAAGUAAACACAUUUGAAGUCAGGUUGAUGAUAUUGUUGUGAAAGUUUUGCAAAAUAGUCUUUUGGAGAUAAAUACAAUGAAGUGUUUUAAAAGGCAAUACUAAGAAUGAGAAUGUAGCAUCAGUCUUCUGAGAUCUUACCUUUUCUAAACCCCCGUUUAGGACCCAGUGAUUUUUGCUAUUUAUGUUCCUUUAUAGAGGAUAUUUGGUAAUAUAAGGUCAUCUGACACAAACUGUAUUUUGUUCUUUAAUCUAUGCAUGUAGAGCAGUGCAAUAACAAAUCAGCAUUCUCAACACAGAUAACUGAUCGAUCGUGGUCACAUCUAGACUUUAUUUUAAGUAAGUCUGGAUAAAACUAGAGCUGUUUUCUGCUGUCACAUUGUUGUAUCUCCUGUUCAAUUAACCUAACUUUGUGAGUUGCACUUUAUAGUAUACUGAUUUGUUCUUUAAUACUUUGAUAGAUACAUUUUUAUUCUAAACACCACUGAUGUAAUUUGACUUUUUACCGAAUGCAUAGAACCAUUAUAACAUGAAUUUUACCUUUUUUUGUUUAUUAUGUAUAAAAUUGUAAAUCUAUUUAAAUUAAAAUUGUAUUAAGAACAGUUAAA